Messenger RNA from Anthonomus grandis grandis, 1265 nucleotides. Its product is annotated as cytoplasmic 60S subunit biogenesis factor ZNF622. Gene Ontology annotation, molecular function: zinc ion binding; nucleic acid binding. The coding region runs from base 115 to 1212 and encodes 365 amino acids. The transcript has 4 exons. Gene Ontology annotation, cellular component: preribosome, large subunit precursor. Gene Ontology annotation, biological process: ribosomal large subunit biogenesis. Lineage: Eukaryota; Metazoa; Arthropoda; Insecta; Coleoptera; Curculionidae. The record is from RefSeq and is a predicted model, not a curated record.
UCAGUUUGUAUCUGUCAAUGUCACUGAGCACCACAUGCUAGCUGCUCAAUGUUUUUUUCGAAAAUUUUUGAAUAAAAUUAAAUCGUUAAUAUCUUUAUAGUCAUUUUAUAAAACAUGUCAGAGGUAAAUCCAAGCACAGAAACGUUUACCUGUGUAUCCUGUAGGGUGGCUUUUAAAGAAGCUGAAAUCCAAAGGCUCCACUAUAAAUCUGACUGGCACAGAUACAAUUUGAAACGGAAAGUAGCAGAUCUGCCGCCGGUUACUAGCGAGGAAUUCCAGAGGCGAGUCUACAAUCAGAGAAAUGCGGAUGAAAGUUCCAAACAGGACCAAACUGUUUAUUGUGAUGUGUGCAGGAAGAGUUUCAGUAACAGUAAUGCUUACCAAAAUCACUUGAAUUCCAAAAAACAUAAGGAUAACGAGAAGAAUUAUGAGCCAACUGUUAGGAUUCCGAAAUCCCAAAAUUCUGUAGAAGAUGAUGCAAUGUCAGUGGAAGAAGUUGAUUCUGACGAAUGGGAAAACACUGAUAAUCCGAUUGAUAAUAAUGAUUGUCUGUUUUGCAUGGAGCACAGCAGAAACUUCCUAAAGAAUCUGGAACAUAUGACUCUAAAGCAUUCAUUUUUUAUCCCGGAUAUUGAGUAUUGUACAGAUGUUGAAGGGCUAUUGCAUUAUUUAGGUGAGAAGAUUUCAGCAGGCUUUAUGUGUCUUUGGUGUAAUGAGAAUGGUAGGACUUUCCAUAGUGCGGAAGCUGCUAGGGCCCAUAUGGUCGACAAGGGACAUUGCAAAAUGAUCCAUGAAGGAAUUGCUUUGGCUGAAUAUUCUGAUUUUUAUGAUUAUUCCACUUCUUAUCCGGAUGCAGAAGAUGAAGAUGUCAGUUCUGAACAAGAGGUAAAUGUGACGGAAUUGGAUGGUUCAGACUAUCAGCUAGUGUUACCAUCUGGGGUAACUGUAGGCCACAGAAGCCUUAUGCGUUAUUAUAGACAGAGUGCAAAUCCUAACAAGGCUCUAGUGACGUCGACAAAAGGGGACAGAAAACUGCAUAAAGUGUUGGCCAGUUAUAGGGCUCUUGGAUGGACGGAUACUGAUCAAAAGGCCGUUGCAAAGAAAGCCAGAGACAUCCAUUAUAUGAAACGGAUGCAGUCCAAAUAUAUGACCAAGUUGGGAGUGAAAAAUAAUUUGAUGCAGCCCCAUUUUAGGAGACAGGUUAACUUUUAGGAAUAUGAAGAUACAAACUGUUUUAAUUAAGUUUAAUAAAUGCUUUAAGUCAG